AUGGCUCCCGUCGCCAGCAAGAAGCCCGUGUCGGCCAAGAAGCCCGUCGCGGCGAAGAAGCCCGCGGGCGACAAGAAGAAGACCAGCAAGAAGAGCGUGGAGAGCUACAAGCUCUACAUCUUCAAGGUGCUCAAGCAGGUCCACCCCGACACCGGCAUCUCCUCCAAGGCCAUCACCAUCCUGAACUCGUUCAUCGUGGACCAGUUCGACAAGAUCGCCACCCAGGCCUCCCAGCUGUCCCGCGUGAACAAGAAGCCCACGCUGACCAGCCGCGAGAUCCAGACCGCCGUGCGCCUGGUGCUGCCCGGCGAGCUUGCCAAGCACGCCGUGUCCGAGGGCACCAAGGCCGUGACCAAGUUCACCUCCGCCUAA
Molecule: messenger RNA, 372 nt
Organism: Auxenochlorella protothecoides
Lineage: Eukaryota; Viridiplantae; Chlorophyta; Trebouxiophyceae; Chlorellales; Chlorellaceae
Product: Histone H2B.5
Exons: 1
Coding region: 1-372 (123 amino acids)
Biological process (GO): nucleosome assembly
Cellular component (GO): nucleosome
Molecular function (GO): protein heterodimerization activity; structural constituent of chromatin; DNA binding
Source: RefSeq, a predicted model, not a curated record